Molecule: messenger RNA, 621 nt
Organism: Knipowitschia caucasica
Lineage: Eukaryota; Metazoa; Chordata; Actinopteri; Gobiiformes; Gobiidae
Source: the annotation of a GenBank genome assembly
AUGAGGGUGUGGAGUGAGGGUGGAGGGGUGAGGAGCAGUUGUUCCUCACCCUUCGGGCCCCUGUCGCGAGACCAGCAAGACCCAGACCUCCUAGACCCAGACCAGCAAGACCCAGACCUCCUAGACCCAGACCAGCAAGACUCUGACCAGCGAGACCCAGACCAGCAAGACCCAGACCUCCAAGACCUAGACCAGCAAGACGCAGACCUCCUAGACCCAGGCCAGCAAGACUCUGACCAGCGAGACCCAGACCAGCAAGACCCAGACCUCCAAGACCUAGACCAGCAAGACGCAGACCUCCUAGACCCAGGCCAGCAAGACUCUGACCAGCGAGACCCAGACCAGCAAGACCCAGACCAACAAGACCAAGAACAGCAAGACCCAGACCAGCCAGACCCAGACCACGUAGACCCAGACCAGCUAGACCAAGACCAGCAAGAUCCACGGCUCCUAGACCCAGACCAGCAAGACUCUGACCGGCGAGACCCAGACCUCCUAGACCCAGGCCAGCAAGACUCUGACCAGCGAGACCCAGACUGGCAAGACCCAGACCAACAAGACCAAGAACAGCAAGACCCAGACCACGUAGACCCAGCGAGACCCAGACCAGCAAGACUUUGA